UCUUCGGCCAAGUGGGAUGAAGCGAGUCUCCUCCCUGAGAUUCCCCCUGCCGGGCCUCGGGGCGGUUGGCCUGUAGCUCUCAACUGCCGGGCGCCUGGAGGCUGCCGCUGGCCUGUGCUGCAGCGUCUCUUUCGGUGUAGAUGAAUAAACCUAUUGGAAUAUGGAUUGUUCUUCAAAUAAGAUUCCAUUAUGGAUGACCAAAGAGACCAGCGUGAAUGAGCUGGAUGACAAAAAGAGAAAUCCAGUCCAGCGGAGUGUCCUGGAAGACGACCUUCCUUUCUUAGAAUUCCGUGGCUCCGUUGUCUACAGCUGUCAUGCCAGUGAUUGCUCUUUACUCUCUGAGGAUAUUAUUGCAACCUUGUCUGAUGGAGCUGUCCUGGGAUUUGACAUUGAAUGGAUGCCAUCCUAUAUUAAAGGGAAGGAAGGAAAAGUUGCCUUAAUCCAGCUAUGCGAGUCUGAGAAAAAAUGUUACCUGUUUCACGUCUCAACCAUGUCAAGCUUCCCUGUGGGACUGAAAAGGCUGCUUGAAGAUAAAAGUAUAAAAAAAGCAGGGGUUGGUAUUGAAGGAGAUAAAUGGAAGCUGAUGCGUGAUUUUGAGAUCCGAUUGGAGAACUUUGUAGAGUUGGCUGAAGUUGCCAACGAAAAGCUAAAAUGUAAGGAGGUCUGGAGCCUGAACAACCUCGUAAAACAUCUGUUCCACAAACAGCUUCUGAAAGACAAUUUGAUCCGCUGCAGCAAUUGGGAACAAUUUCCGCUCACAGAGGAGCAGAAGCUGUAUGCCGCUACUGAUGCAUAUGCCGGCUUCCUCAUUUUUCAAAAAAUGGCAAAUAUGAAUAGUCUUAAGCAGUUGCGGCUUGGUAUAGAAGGAGAUGGGGUAUUUCCGCAGAAUGACAUUAAGAAGGAAUUAAGCUCUUUAUCAGAAAAGAUGAUGGAUUUGGCUCAUCACCUUCCUGACUCUUUUGAACAAUCUACAAAUGUUCAAAGAGCUGCAGAAAUAUUGAGCGGUAUAUCAGAAAGCAUUGAAGCCUUAAAAAGAUCAUUGGUGGUUGAUUCUGAUUGCCAAGCAGAACGGAGAGUUGUUGCAGAAUCAGGAACGGGAUGUGGUAAAGAAAUAAAAACUGAAACAGCUGGAUUGGAUUCCAGGACUGUAUGUGAUUUCAUGGACUCCGUAGACAAUGAAGUAGCUGGUGUCCAAAAAGAAACCCUGACAGAAGGAAAACUUGUUAUGGGAAAACAAGUAGAUAGUAUUUCAGACAGAGGACCUAAAGAAAUUGCAGGAAGAGACUGCUUAAUGUCAUUGGACAUAACUGAAUAUGAACUUCAGAUGCUGGAGCGUCAAGCCCAAGACGAGCUGCUAAACGAAGCCACUUGUAUGUCAGAGGAUUUAAGCUUCGUAGAAGAGGCAGAGAAUUCUUCUUGCACCAUUGAACGUGAUGAUGACUUGGAGAUGGAGAUGAUUAAAUCUUUAGAAGGUGUAGACAAGCACCAUGUGGAUUCUGCAGACUCCCCGCUGGGUAAAACCAGGAGACAAAGUGAUGCUGUUGCAGAUAAUGAAGAUGAAGACAUUGAGGAGGAGGAAGAGGAGAGCUGGGAUUCCUCCUUAUGUGGACCAAACGAUAAGCAAAUCACUUGCCUAAAGACCUAUUUUGGACAUUCAAGUUUUAAACCGGUCCAGUGGAAGGUGAUCUCUUCAGUGUUGCAAGACAGAAGAGAUAACCUUGUUGUUAUGGCAACUGGGUACGGCAAGAGUUUGUGCUUCCAGUUUCCACCUGUAUACACCGGAGGUACUGGAAUUGUCGUAUCUCCCCUUAUUUCUUUAAUGGAGGACCAGGUACUGCAACUCGAGAUGUCGGGAAUUCCAGCUUGCCUGCUUGGAUCAGCACAGUCAAAAAAUGUCCGAAGAUCUAUCGAAGCAGGCUGCUACAGAGUUGUCUAUGUAACACCAGAGUUCUGUUUGGGGAAUUUGUCAUGGUUUAAAGAACUUGAGCGAUCCAUUGGUCUCACACUGAUAGCUGUUGAUGAAGCACACUGCAUUUCUGAAUGGGGGCAUGACUUCAGGAAUUCUUUCCGGUCAUUGGGGUCAUUAAAGGAAACUCUUCCCAAGGUUCCUAUUGUUGCUCUGACUGCAACAGCCAGCCCUUCCAUUAGAGAGGACAUUGUGCGCUGUCUCAACUUAAAAGCUCCUCAGAUGACAUGUACUAGCUUUGAUCGGCCUAACCUGUACUUAGAAGUUGGACGAAAAACGGGAAAUAUUGUUCAAGAUCUACAGCAGUUCCUUAUUAAAAAAGAAAAAUCUACAUACGAGUUUGAAGGUCCCGCUAUUAUUUACUGCCCUUCAAGGAAGCUCACCGAACAGGUAGCCGCAGAGCUGUCAAAACUGAACCUUCGGUGCUGUACAUAUCACGCUGGCAUGGGAAUCAAAGCAAGGCGAGAUGUCCACCAUAGUUUCAUGAGAGAUGAAAUUCAGUGUGUAGUAGCUACUGUAGCCUUUGGAAUGGGCAUCAAUAAACCAGACAUCCGGACAGUUAUUCAUUAUGGCGCUCCAAAGGAGAUGGAAUCAUACUACCAGGAAAUAGGAAGGGCUGGUCGUGAUGGGCUUCCAGCCUCUUGCUGCGUAUUGUGGUCCUCCACUGACACGAUUUUGAACAGACACCUACUCAGUGAGAUAUGCAAUGAAAAAUUCCGAAUGUACAAACUCAAGAUGAUGGCCAAGGUCAAUAAAUAUCUUAGUUCAAUCAGCUGCCGGCGAAAAAUCAUCUUGUCUCAUUUUGAAGACAAACAACUCCGAAAGGCCUCCUCGGGCAUCAUGGGGACAGAAAAAUGUUGUGAUAAUUGCAGAUCCAGGAAUAUUCACUCUGUUUAUGGAGUUGACACAGAAGACACUUUGCAAGAUUUUGGUCAGCAGGCUUACCUAUUGAUGUCUGCAGUAUGUGCCUUAAAUGAGAAAUUUGGCAUGGUUGUUCCAGUCCUGUUUCUCAGAGGAUCUAAUUCGCAACGUCUGCCGGACAAAUACCGAACCAAUGCUCUUUUUGGCAGUGGGAGGGACUGGCCGGAGAACUUGUGGAAGGCACUGGGCCGGCGGCUUAUCGUGGAGGGCUUUCUUAAAGAGGUUUCUGGGCAAAGCAAAUUUUCAACCACAUGCAAGCUGACUCGGAUGGGAAGCGAGUGGCUUUGUAAAGCUAGAAGCGAAUCUGAGCGAAAGCUGCUGCUACAACCUGAUGAGGAACUUUAUGUCAUGAAACCUAAUGUCAGCUAUCAACAAUCACCUAUGGCUGCAGGACGUCUCUCCGAUGCAUCUAAGCUGAUGCCUGAAAAGACAUCUUUGCAGGAAAUGUUCUCCUAUCAAGAAGCAAAUAAAGUCUCUAGGGGGAGUUCGUUUCCAAAUCCAAGUUCCAUAGUGCAGACACCAGCUAAACUACUUCCUGUGCCCCUGGCCCCUAAAGAAUCUGCUAUAUCUCCAAGGGAGAAGGAGUUGCAGACGGUUCUAUAUGGCAAGUUAGUGGCAGCCAGGCAAAAACUAGCCAGUGAGAAGGACAUCCCUCCUGCCAUUUUAGCAACGAACAAAGUGUUGGUGGACUUGGCCAUGAUAAGGCCUACGACGGUAGAGAAUGUGAAGAGAGUUGAUGGUGUUUCUGAAGCAAAGUCUGCCGUGUUGGUUCCACUCCUGAGCACAAUCAAGGAAUUCUGUCAAGCAAAUAAUCUCCAGUCAGACAUCUUCAAGACUUGCGGAUCCAGGGCUCAGCCGCAAAUUGUCCUUCCCUUGAAAGAUGGCACCAGCACUUUAACACAAUCGGAGCACAUAACAUAUACACUUUUCCAAGAAAAGAAUAUGUCAGUGAGGAGCAUAAGUGAAAAGCUGUCUUUACCUAUUACGGUGGUUGGCACUCAUUUAUCCCAAGCUCUGAAAGCUGGCUACCCGGUAAACGUAGAACGCGCUGGCCUGACUCCUGAGAUACAAGAGCUGAUCACGAAAGUUAUCCAAAACCCUCCCAUCAAUUCAGAUGUAACAAAAAUGAAAGACAUUUGCGCCUUAGUUCCGACAAAGAUUGAGCUGUACCUUGUAAGGAUGACUGUUGCGCUUCUGGAAAGGGGACUCGGGAGGCAGCCGCUGGACUCUCAGAAGGACUCAGAGAAACAAAGGCUGCCUCGAGAAUCAGGAGGGCUGCAGUCAAGGCCAGGAUCCUUACAGGAAAAAGAAGAGGAGAUUGUGUGGAUUGAAGCAAAGGCAAAGAAUGCAAAUAGCGGUAAUGAAGAGCAGUUCCCUAAGGUCAAGCAGGAGGUCCAGGUCCAUCAGAGCUCUAUCCAGUUUGCAUCAUGGAAUCAGCCUUUGAUCAGUCCUGAGGAGGAAGACCUCUUUACAGAUUCCCAGUCACAGAUCUUAAGUCAGCCUUCAAAAAGGAAGCUACCAGAAUGGUUUGGGACUUCACAGAGAACUGAUCCUCAUGUUAAUACUUCCAAGAAAUCCAAGGGAGGAGGAAGCAAAGGUCUCUUUGGCUGAAUUUGGAGAUGUUGAAGGGCUUCGAAGUUCAUUUUCCUACUACAUUUAGUCUGAUUGAAAUGAAUUGUGCAAUAUAUGGAAACUUCAUUUUUUAAAAAUGGAACAUUGUGGCAAAUACCUUGUGUAUUUUUUACACAGAGACAUGACUGGAUAUAACUUUUUAAAAAGAGAACUGCUCAUUCUUUAACCUGUUCAUAUACAGGACUUACCAAGUCAAAAGACUGAUCCCAAGCAGAAGAAAAAUAAUGGAUGGUUUGAGUCAGAUCGUCUGUUGCUGCAAAGUUAUUCCUUUCAAUGUAUGCCCUGCCCAGUGUCUGUGUAAAUACAAGGACACACUCUGAAUGCACUUCUGAGACAAGGUGAAUGCAAGUAACCAGCCGGUUCUCUUCAGCUAUGCUACAAAUGUCAGUAGGACCAAUGCUGUAUUAACUGAACCAAUUCUCUUACUCUUUAUGUAUCUUACUAUUUUUCUAAAGACAUUAGUCAUACAGGAAAGUAUGACCCAACAAGAUAAUAUUGUUGUGGUACAUAAGCAACCUGUAGUUGCCUUUCUUUCAUUAUUAUUAUUAACAUUUUUUCUUCAGUGUCAGUGAAUUUUGUCACUUUCUUGUAAAAUUAAAAUUGUUUA
This is a messenger RNA of Eublepharis macularius, 5126 nucleotides long. RefSeq names its product WRN RecQ like helicase (gene WRN). Gene Ontology annotation, molecular function: ATP binding; four-way junction helicase activity; 3'-5' exonuclease activity. Gene Ontology annotation, cellular component: cytoplasm; nucleoplasm; chromosome. The record is from RefSeq and is a predicted model, not a curated record. The transcript is spliced from 35 exons. Lineage: Eukaryota; Metazoa; Chordata; Lepidosauria; Squamata; Eublepharidae. Bases 161 to 4498 code for a protein of 1445 amino acids. Gene Ontology annotation, biological process: telomere maintenance; DNA replication; double-strand break repair via homologous recombination.